AUGGAUCGUAUGCCAUCACUCAAUGAACUUAGAAUAUUCCAUAACAAUGUCCAAAUACCUCUAUCACAGAUUCAAGAGAUAAAGAAUCCCCAUGACAUUCAUUCAAUUCGACAAUUGGAUCAGAGUUUAAAUGAAUUACCCCAUAUAGGUGUAAACAGAAGUAAUUCAAUUAAUAGGAUAAUGCCAGAUUACCAACAGAUAAUAAUUGAAAAAUAUAAAGAGAAUGAACACAUUAUUAGGGAAUUUAUUAAAUGUAAAAAUAACGAAAGCACUACCAACGAUGGAAAUUGCAAUCACGACAAUCGAUUCAUUCUGAUUGAUCGUAAUGAAUUUACAGCACUCUUCAAAAUAGAAGAUGUUAUGCUCAUCGAUUUGAUAUUCCAUCACUUCCAGUACAACGAUAAAAGUAGAGCAACUGAUAGAUUCACCUCAACUAAUAAUAAUAACAGCAACAACAACAACAAUCAUCAUAGUAAUAACAUUAAUAAUAGUAAUAGCAAUAACAAACAUAAUAUUAGUAAAAAUAAUUUAAAAGAUAUAAUUACAACAAACAAUGUAAUAACAACUAAUAAUAAUAAUAGUAAUAAUAUUGAUAACAAUAACAAUAAUGGUAAUAUUGUUAGUUGUCAAGAUGAUAAACCAAGCCAGAGCUUUAUCAAUAACUAUAUGAGUAGCAGUGUUGAGAGUCAUAAUAGUGCUUUGUCGAGUGACACCAGUAGUUUCAGUGACAGCAACAACAACAAUAGCAAGAUCAAUAUAUUGAAAAGACCGAUUGCUGGAUCAUUUCCAAUUGAAACACCAUCAUUCUACAACAUACCAUUGCAAAACACUGACAGUAGUCAACCAACAAGUCUUACCAACAGUCCACUAGAAGAACAAUGUAACUUUACAUCAACUGCUGACAAUACUCCAACCAUUGAGAAUAACCUUAAUAAUAUCAUCGAAAAUAAUAACAAUAAUAACAAUGAUAAUGAUAAUAUUGAUGAUAAUAAUAAUGAUGAUAAUGAUAAUGAUGAGGAUGAUGACAUUGAAAAUAGCUCAGGAAGUAGUAGUAAUAACAUUAGCAGUAAUAUUAGUAGUAGUGACAGUUCAAAUGAUGAUCAUAAUAAAAGUAUAACUACCGAACAAGAUAAUAAUAAUAAUAACAAUAAUAACAGUACCAUUAAUAAUGAUGAUGUAGAUAUCAAUAAAAAUAAUAAAAACAACAAACAAAGUAGUACAAAGAAAGAUAAUAAACUAUUUAAAAAGAAAGCAAAGAAAGAGAAGGAGAAGGAGAAAGACAAAGAGAAAAUAACAUCUUAUGUCAAUCUAUUCGAUAUAAUCAAUCAAAUUUACUUGAUUAUGUCAAAUAGAGGUACAAAAGAAGAUAGAAUUAAAAGUGCUUUCAAUUUGUAUGAUAUCUAUAAUAGAGGAUUUAUCAAUAGAGUUGAUUUAAAGAAUGUACUGGCAUUCAGAAUCAAACAGAAUGGACUAUCGAUAUCCGAUAUGACUUUGGAGAAUUUGGUUGACAAUGUAUUCGAACAGUUUGACAAAAACAAAGAUGGUAUCAUUGACUUUCAGGAAUUCCAACAGGAAAUGCUAUCGAUCAAAGAUAAUGAACCAACAACAAAACCAAUUGAACAAAAGAAAACAACACAGGGUGUUAAAACCUAUUUCAAUAUUGAAGGUAUUAACAUCAUUAGUUCACACGUAUGUAUAUAUGAAAAACUGCAAACAUAA
Messenger RNA from Heterostelium album PN500, 1719 nucleotides. RefSeq names its product EF-hand domain-containing protein (gene noxC). Bases 1 to 1719 code for a protein of 572 amino acids. The transcript has 5 exons. Lineage: Eukaryota; Evosea; Eumycetozoa; Acytosteliales; Acytosteliaceae. The record is from RefSeq and is a predicted model, not a curated record. Gene Ontology annotation, molecular function: calcium ion binding.